Molecule: messenger RNA, 573 nt
Organism: Dichomitus squalens LYAD-421 SS1
Lineage: Eukaryota; Fungi; Basidiomycota; Agaricomycetes; Polyporales; Polyporaceae
Exons: 4
Coding region: 1-573 (190 amino acids)
Source: RefSeq, a predicted model, not a curated record
AUGCCUCCCGCAGCAAAGCCGAAGCCGCCACAGAAGCUCGAGUUCACGAUGAACAGUCUGAGGAACACCACGCUGGCCACGGACGACGACUCGAUGUACUUCGAGAUCGUGACGCGUUUCUGGCACCCGAACCUCACCAAGAUCAACAAGUUCGACAUGGAAACGCGCGAGCUCGUCACCGUCGCAGAGAUCGAGGGCCUCCAGUCGGGUGAGCCUCGCGUGCGUUUCGGUGGCGACAAGAGCCCCUGGCAGUCAGCGACGGAUUUCCUCAAGUUCGACCCUGAUCGAGUUGGCGGUACUUUCCAGGCCAUCGGGGGAGUCGAGUAUAGGUGGAAGACCCACCACGGACGCUUCCAGCUCGUGAGGGCAGAUGAUCCCGAGAAGAAGGCCGUUGCCGAGUUUCACCCGCAUAGGCGGCAUUUGUUCGUGUUCAGGAUGUCCAAGCACGCCUAUUUCGAGGUGCAGCCCCUCCCGGAGAUCGUAGAGGCGAUUGACAAGUUUAUUGUGAGCUAUCUCCUUGUGGAGAGGAAACGGAGGGACUCUCGUAUCCGCGUCAAACUCGAACGUCACUAA